AUGGCAUUGGAAAUCAAGAAGUUGAAAGUUUAUGGGGAUUCGUCAAUCGUAAUUUGUAAAACUCAAGGGAAAUGGAAAACGGAAGAUGAAAAGCUGAAACCCUAUCAGGAACACUUGGAAGGGAUAAUCAAGAAUUUUGAAAAAAUCACAUUCGAAUAUUUGCCAAGAGUCAACAACAGAUUUGCAGACGCUUUGGCCACCCUCGCCUCAAUGGUUGAAUGUAGCUUAGAUACCCAGAUCCGACCAUUUUUGGUAGACAAAAGAUGUGAGCCGGUGUAUGAAGAAUCAAUGAAUGUCUUGACAGUCGAUGGAAAAAUAUGGUUCGCACCCAUAAUUGACUUCAUCAGAGAAAGGAGGUAUUCUGAACAUUUCAUAGUGGGAGAAAAGAAGCGGCUACGAAAGUAUGCCAUGCUCUCAUGCUCCUAG
Telopea speciosissima is the source of this 426-nucleotide messenger RNA. RefSeq lists its product as uncharacterized. Gene Ontology annotation, molecular function: RNA-DNA hybrid ribonuclease activity; nucleic acid binding. The record is from RefSeq and is a predicted model, not a curated record. Lineage: Eukaryota; Viridiplantae; Streptophyta; Magnoliopsida; Proteales; Proteaceae. The coding region runs from base 1 to 426 and encodes 141 amino acids. The transcript has a single exon.